This is a messenger RNA of Pieris macdunnoughi, 819 nucleotides long. NCBI's taxonomy places the organism in Eukaryota, Metazoa, Arthropoda, Insecta, Lepidoptera, Pieridae. The record is from the annotation of a GenBank genome assembly.
AUGUCUUUAAAAGACAGUGUUUGCGUUUCAAAUCGUUCAAAAAGAAAAUUAGAAGUUUGUAUUGACAGCUUAGAGUCUGCAAUAAAUGCAAUAGGUGGAGGGGCUGAUGAAUUAGAAAUAUGCAGUUCUUUGACGGAAGGUGGGCUCACUCCCUCACCAGGGCUUGUAAAUGAAGUUAUUGAGGUGUUCAAAUUUAAGGGAAUAUGUAGUAAUUCUGAAGAUGGCCAUCAAACAGCAAAUCAGCAUGUAACAAAAUUAAACAUCAUGAUUCGUUGUCGAGGUGGUUCUGACUUUUGUUAUAAUCAAAUGGAGAUGCAGACAAUGCUUGCAGAUAUUAGAUAUUUUAAGAAAAUGCAAAUAAAUAGAUUUGUCUUUGGUGCGCUAACAGACAAGCAAGAAUUAGACAUACAAAAUUGUUCUCUUAUUAUAUUAGAAGCUUUACCAAUCCCUGUAACAUUUCAUAGAGCUUUUGAUUUAUGUAACAAUCCUUUUGAUGCAAUGGAAAAAAUAAUACAACUGGGUUUUGAUAGAGUUCUGACUAGUGGCCAAAGAAUUAUGGCAAUUGAUAAUGAUGCAGUUAAACUGAUAGAGGAAUUGAAUAAAAAAUUUGGCACUGAAAUAGAAAUUAUGCCGGGAUCUGGUGUGAAUUUAGAUAAUGUUAAAAAAUUUGUUGAAAUAGGGUGCAAAAUAGUACAUAGCUCUUGUAAAGUUAAGAAAAAUAUUGUUGACGUUAAAAGAGAUCUUUGUAUGGGAUACAGCAGUGUAUAUGUGACUGAUGAAAGAAUAGUGAAGUCUAUGGUGGAGAUAAUUAAUAAAUAA